AUGCAUUUCACACGUCUCAUUCUCAUGGCCGGCAUGGCCUUUGCAGAACUGUCUCGCGGGAUAAACCUCAUAGAACAUGGGGCCACCAUUGCAAGUCCUGGUGGAAUCCAAGACUUCAUCAUCACCAGAGACAACACUCUCAACGGCACAUACCACCAUCGUGUCGCGCUAACCAAGUCGUCAAACGCUCUCACUCUACCAGUGAAGCUUGUCAACCAGUUUGACGACGGCCAAAUCAAUGCCUACAUCCAAGGUCUAGACAAGAAUGGCGCCAUUGUCUUCGUUACUGCAGACGGCGGCCUCAUAUACCCAAGCUCUGGCGGAUCUCGAGUGCCCGUCGAGGUCCGUCAAGACCUUGCUAUACCUUUGCCUGCUCUACAUGAAUCCAUCACUAUCAACAUCCCCAUUCCUCUGAACUCGGGAAGAAUUUACUUCUGUCAGGGCAAUCUUACUUUUGCCAUUCUCGAUCGGGGCAAUGGAGAAGCACUCGUGCAGCCCUCAAUCAACCCUGGGGAUUCGAAUGCUUCUCUCAACUGGGGGUUCAUAGAACUGACGUUCCCCCAGGAUGGAUCAAUCUACGCCAAUAUCAGCUACGUCGACUUUGUCGGACUCGUCCUCAGCAUGGUACUCACGACCACAAAUAGAGGUGGUACUCAAAUCACCCGUGGACUUCAUGCCGACGCCGUUUCCAGGCUCUGCCAAGGCCUCCGAGCCCAGAGUCUCAAAGACGACCACCACUGGCUCGGAAUGUGCGUCACGAAUGAGAGCGGUCGUCCAAUCCGAAUCAUCUCCCCAAACUACUACCAUCGCAUCCAUGAAGAAGCCUUCAAAUACUAUUGGACAGGCUACGUGGAUGAGGUUUGGGAGCACUAUUCAAGGACGCCCCUCAUCAUAGACACCCAAAGCGAAUCCGGCAAUGUCACAUGUCAAGUCACCGGCGAUGUCCUCCGCUGCGGCAACGACCCUUUUACAUACUCCAAGCCCUCAGCGGCCGACAUCUGGGGUUGCAACAGCGGUCCCUUUGCUCGACAUGAGGACGAAACCGGCAUUCACCUUGCGGUGAUCCCCCGUCUCUGCGCUGGAUUCGUACGUUCGACGCUUCUCCUCGAGGGGGGACACGUACAGCCCAGCUUGAACUCGAAUUAUCACUACACCGUCAGCCCCACACAUCAUUACAGCCGUCUUGUGCAUGAACUGCAGAUUGAUGGCAGAGGCUACGCGUUUUCAUACGACGACGUCAAUCCUCGUGGGGACGAGAACGCUUCGGGCACAGUUGCUGCUCCGAAUCCAGAUCUCCUGACGAUUUAUGUGGGCUCUCCGCCGACAGAUGUAUGA
Trichoderma virens Gv29-8 is the source of this 1335-nucleotide messenger RNA. RefSeq names its product glycoside hydrolase family 64 protein. The coding region runs from base 1 to 1335 and encodes 444 amino acids. The record is from RefSeq and is a predicted model, not a curated record. The transcript has a single exon. NCBI's taxonomy places the organism in Eukaryota, Fungi, Ascomycota, Sordariomycetes, Hypocreales, Hypocreaceae.